Drosophila arizonae is the source of this 649-nucleotide messenger RNA. RefSeq lists its product as uncharacterized. Gene Ontology annotation, molecular function: protein binding. The record is from RefSeq and is a predicted model, not a curated record. Lineage: Eukaryota; Metazoa; Arthropoda; Insecta; Diptera; Drosophilidae.
AUUUUCACGAAUCAUACUCAAUAAGCGAAAAUGUGCUCAAGGAAAGUGCGCGAGUGGCUCGUCCUGCUCACUAUGGAAAAGUAUGUACACUGCUUUAUCGAACGUGGGUACACAACCAUUGCCCAGUGCAAGCAGAUUCUGGGCAGCGACCUCGUGCUGUUGGGCAUUGACGACCCGAACCAUCGCCAGCUACUCAUAACAGGCGUGCAGCUGCUCAUCAAUUCGCCGGAACUCUUCGAUUGCCACGAGCCCUGCGAGCUGCACGUUGCUAAAAACGGUCGCGAGAUGGUCAACGAUUUUAUGAACGCCCGUUUAAUGGAUUUGCCACCUAUGGAUAGAUUCCUUUGCUCGUCCAUAGGCGAACCGAAUCAUGAUGGCGAUUUGAUGUCGCUAUCGGUUGACUCUCUGGAUCAGUUUACUCUCAGUAUAUCGGCUAAUUUCACGUGCGUCGCCUGUCCAGAUCUGAAAUUCGGCGAGCUCUACGAACUGGAUCAGCAUAUAGCUGAACGAAGACAGACUAAUGAUCCCUUGGCCUUCGAGCAUACGUAUGGCGCUGUCUUUAGCAAUGACAAUUCAAUAACAGUUGAGGCGGCUAAACCCCUAUUAUUAAUGGACUAACUUGAGAGGCAAAUAAACAAGAGAACCAAGA